This is a messenger RNA of Penaeus indicus, 1545 nucleotides long. RefSeq lists its product as uncharacterized. NCBI's taxonomy places the organism in Eukaryota, Metazoa, Arthropoda, Malacostraca, Decapoda, Penaeidae. The record is from RefSeq and is a predicted model, not a curated record. The transcript is spliced from 6 exons. The coding region runs from base 27 to 1277 and encodes 416 amino acids. Gene Ontology annotation, cellular component: extracellular matrix.
UCAGCUGCUCUGCUAAAGACAACAACAUGUCUACGAAACUGAUCCUCGUGGUGGGCGCCCUCGCGGCUGUGGCCUCCGCCGUCCCCCGUCCCGACUCUCCUCCCGUCUACGGCGCUCCUCCUCCGACCUACAAGCAGCCAGGAAUGCCCUUCGACUUCAGCUACGCCGUCAGGGACUACUCGGGUAACGACUACGCCCACGCCCAGACCAGCGACGGUCACGUCACCUCCGGAUCGUACAGCGUGGCUCUUCCCGACGGCCGAACCGAGAUCGUGGAAUUCACCGCCGAUCACGACAACGGCUACGUCGCCAACGUCGCGUACGAGGGGGAGGCCUCCUACCCCGCCCCUGCCCCCUCCUACCACCCAGCUCCCUCCUAUCACGCCCCCGCCCCCUCCUACCACCCCACUCCCUCCUACCCACCUUGCAGAUCGCUUGCAAAUACCUUGGCAAGAAACAACAAGCACUUACUCUCGACGGUGCUACUUGCAUUCACUGAUCGCAGAGAAUACAGCUGUAAGGCAGGAUGCGCUCUGGCUGUUCCUCAUAGGAAUCUGAUGCUUGUGUUCGGUGAAAUCUCUCCUGACAGACGUUUUCGCAGCAUCUUAAGGGACCUGACAAUCGAGGAUAUAAGAUAUAUCAAGUUGGAAAGAUAUAGCCUUUUUAAACAUAAUUUGUUGAAUUGCAAUGAUUUAAGGAACCAUCUGAGGCUGCUCUCUGGCGACGGAAUUAGAACGGCCCUUCCUGAAAUAUCCGGUGCUCGUGACGUCACAACUUCCAUGAUGAGUAUAAAAGGUCUUCCUCCUUCAACCGAACAUCACAGCUCACUCAGCUCCUCUGCGACCAACACUAACAUGUCUGCGAAACUGAUCCUCGUGGUGGGCGCCCUCGCGGCUGUGGCCUCCGCCGUUCCCCGUCCCGACUCUCCUCCCGUCUACGGCGCUCCUCCCCCGACCUACAAGCAGCCAGGAAUGCCCUUCGACUUCAGCUACGCCGUCAGGGACUACUCAGGUAACGACUACGCCCACGCCCAGACCAGCGACGGCCACGUCACCUCCGGAUCGUACAGUGUGGCUCUUCCCGACGGCCGAACCGAGAUCGUGGAAUUCACCGCCGAUCACGACAACGGCUACGUCGCCAAUGUCGCGUACGAAGGGGAGGCCUCCUACCCCGCCCCUGCCCCCUCCUACCACCCCGCUCCCUCCUACCACGCUCCCGCCCCCUCCUACCACCCCACUCCCUCCUACCCACCUCCCCCACCCCACCCACACCAAUAAAUCCCAUCCAUCCUCAGCGCACAGGCGGCUCUGCCAAAAGCUCCUUGCUCAAGAUAUAUCCAACGCCAAAGGAAGGACUUGCCAACCUCAAGCCAUACCAUAAAAAUCCACGCAGAAGACACAGGACAAAACCUAGGUGCUUCCUGUGCUUCAGCAGUAAGUGCCUCGUUGCUUCCACAUGGAAAUUCAUUUCAACAUAAACUGACUCGUCCUGUUUAUGUUUUCACAAUGGACGCGUCUUCUAGUCUCUGUAUUUUACUCUUGUAAA